GCUCUCACCUCCCCCAAGCAAGGAACCCCCUUAUCCGGUUUUGACCAAACCGUUCGCCGCCGGGUCAGUUCGUCCGCCCAUCAACAUGGGACCCGAGCCUCCUCUCCUGCCAAUUCCUUCCUAGCCAGCCAGCACGCGGCCACAAAGCUUUACCUAGGCAGCGGUCCAUACGGGUGGACGAAUCCAUACGUUUUUCAACGGUUUGUUUAGCACCCGGUCUCCCUCCUCCGCCUCUGCUUCCGUCGUCUCCCGCCGCCACCAACGGUGUCUGAUUGGUCGUUGGUCGCAUAAUUCGCUGGUAUAUAUUCGCGGCCAUGUCGCGGAUCAUUGCGUCUGAAUUCCUGGAAGGGAAAGCGAGGUAGCCGUGAAUUGGGUACGCAGCAGCUCGGGUUUCAGCUCGGGCUCGUCCGGUGGUGAUGGAGAAGGGAGGAAGAGGGCUGUCCUGCCGGGCCGCGGUCUGCGGCAUCGUCGUCCUGCUCUGCGCCACCGCCUUCUCCUGCUCCCUCGCCGCCGAGUUCCGCAGAGUCAAGGACGAGGACAUGAAGCUGGACGGCAGCCUCUGCUCCCUGCCCAAGAGCUCCGCCUUCGAAUUGGGCGUCGCGGCCAUCGCCUUCCUCUCCGUCGCGCAGCUCGUCGGCACCACCGCGGCGGCGACCACCAUGUGCGCCUCCAGCUCCAAGCCCAGCAAGUCCGUCGCCACCAGAGGCCGCGUCGCGCCCGUCGCACUGCUGGCCCUCUCAUGGGUGUGCUUCGCUCUGGCCGUUAUCCUGCUGGCGACGGCGGCGAGCAUGAACAGCGGGCAGCGCUACGGCCGGGGGUGGAUGGACGGCGACUGCUACAUCGCUAGGAACGGCGUGUUCGGCGGCGCCGCCGCGCUGGUCGUCAUCACGGCGCUCCUCAUCCUCGGCCUCACCUUCGCCACCAAAACCGCGGGGGGUGGCUCGAGCACGACGGCGUGCGCAAGAGGAGACGCCGCCCGCACAACUACCAUCCGUGUCGACGCGGCAACAGGCGCGGGCGCGGAACAGCCGGGCAGGCGAUCCAAGCAAUGAUCGGUGCUGGCAUCGGCAGAUCGAUCGGACACGAGGGCGGGGCGGGCCAACCGGUGGAGAGGUCGAUGGCACGCUUCGCUGUUCGUCCCGCAAAGGCCAAGCCGAGUGGGGCAUCUUCCUCUCCUUUUGGUCUCGGGUGGGGGCAUCUUGGUAGGCUGGCAAAGCUGAGAAAGGCGAUCUCGGGAGUACUGCCGGUGGGUUGGAUGGGAGGGACACAGUACAUAAUUACUGACACGUUUACUGACGUCGCCGUGCAAAUUGUAAAUGACAUUACCGAACUGGUAAGAAGGAAAGAUCCUCAAGGAUCGUACAGAACAGAACAGAAAUUACUCGGGUUUGUGCUCUGCUGCCAUUUUGAGCACUAACAUCGAUUGGCGGCUAGUGAGCAUCUCCAGCCGAUCCAUAAAUAGUGAGGUAAUAGCACCCAGGUACCCUAACUUGCAUAGAAUAUGAUGAUUUAGUCCCAAACUUGCAAAA
Molecule: messenger RNA, 1529 nt
Organism: Triticum dicoccoides
Lineage: Eukaryota; Viridiplantae; Streptophyta; Magnoliopsida; Poales; Poaceae
Product: protein MODIFYING WALL LIGNIN-1-like
Exons: 3
Coding region: 417-1052 (211 amino acids)
Source: RefSeq, a predicted model, not a curated record